Molecule: messenger RNA, 4536 nt
Organism: Arachis stenosperma
Lineage: Eukaryota; Viridiplantae; Streptophyta; Magnoliopsida; Fabales; Fabaceae
Product: putative disease resistance protein At3g14460
Exons: 5
Coding region: 125-3796 (1223 amino acids)
Biological process (GO): defense response to other organism
Molecular function (GO): ADP binding
Source: RefSeq, a predicted model, not a curated record
ACACGAGAUUCCUUUUGCUUGAGAAAACCCAGAGAACUGAAUACUUUAUAUCGAUCUAGCUACAACAACUUCUCUCAACCCCUUUCAUUCUUUUCUCAUCAUCUGCUGCGCUUGAUUUUGAAUCAUGGCUUCAAAACUUGAAGGUGGAGCUUAUCUCUCUUCUUUUGUUGAUGCUAUUUCAAAGAAGCUAUCUUCAAUACUUGAAGAUGACUUUGUCCUCGAAGGAAAUGACUCUGCCCUGGAGUUGCUUGAAAGGUUGGAUGAAAUUCUGUGUGAUGUUGAACCUGUGCUUGAUGAUGCUGAGCUGAAGCAGUUCGGUAACGAUAGAGUGAAGAAGUGGCUUGUAGAUCUCCAAGAUGCUCUCUAUGUGGCUGAUGACUUUCUGGAUGAACUCUCCACUAAAGCUGCCACUGCUACUCCAAGGGAUCCAGGUAACUCUUAUUACUGGUCUCGCUCUGUUGAUUCAAUUAUUGAAGAUAGUGGUGUCAAUGUCAUUGAAAAAAUAGUUGGCAAACUGGAGUCUGUUGUACAACGAAAAGGUAAACUUGGACUGGAAAGGGGUGCCAAGUUGGACACAUCAUGGAGAAUUCCAUCCACAUCUCUUGUUGUAAGUUCUGACAUAUUUGGUCGGGACGAAGACAAGGAGAACAUAAUCAAAUUGCUAUUAGAUGAUACCUGCAAUGCUGAAUCACUUGUGACUGUGAUCCCCAUUGUGGGUAUGGGCGGAAUAGGAAAAACUACUUUGGCUCAACUGGUUUACAAUGAUCCCAAAGUUGUGGAAAAAUUUGGCACUAGAGCAUGGGUGUGUGUUGCUGAAAAUCCUGACCCUGUCAAUGUUACAAGGACAAUAAUAGGGGCAAUAGAUUCAUCUCCUUGUAACAUGGAUAAUUUUGAUUUGCUUCAGACUAAUUUGAAGGAAAAGUUAACAGGAAGGACUUUUUUACUUGUUUUAGAUGAUGUUUGGGACGAUCGACGAGACAUGUGGGAGGAUUUUCUAAAACCUUUUCAUUAUGCGAAUAAUGGGAGUAAGAUUCUCCUAACAACCCGUAACGAAAAUGUUGCUUCUGUGUUCGCACCUAUCAAUCUACAUUAUGGACUAAGUUUACUGUCAAAUGAAGAUUGUUGGUCGGUGUUUUUGAAGCAUUCAACUAUUUCUACUAAUUCUAAACACUAUGCAACUGUUGAACCCAUUGGUAGAAAAAUUGUUGAAAAGUGCAAGGGGUUACCUUUGGCUGUGAAAACACUUGGAGGCUUAUUGCGCAACAAGGAUAACAAAGAAGAUUGGGAGAAUAUACUUGAAUGUAAAAUCUGGGAACUCUCUGAGGAUGGUUGUAAGAUUAUUCCUGCGUUAAGAGUCAGUUAUCAUUACCUCCCUUCGUCUUUAAAGCGAUGUUUUGUUUAUUGCUCUUUAUAUCCCGAGGAUUAUGAAUUUGACAAAGACGAAUUAGUCUUAUUGUGGAUGGCUGAAGAUCUUUUACAACCAAAGGAAAACAACACAUCAAAAAAGAUUGGUUGUGCAUAUUUUGAUGAAUUAGUUGCAAGGUCAUUUUUUCAACCUUCUAGUACUAAGAGAGGGUUAUUUGUAAUGCAUGAUCUCAUGCAUGAACUAGCAACUUUUUUUGCUAGAAAGUUCUAUUUCAAACUCGAGGUAUCUGAGAAUCUACACAUGGUAGAUAGCAAAAUUCGACAUUUGUCCCUUUUUUCAAAUUAUCGGGAUACCAUCACACUAUUUGGAGAGGCCUGCGAGAGAGCAGUACACUUGAGAACAGCUUUAGAUUUUUCUUCAUAUCGUCCAUCAAUUGAUGUUGAAAGCAAUCCUUUGCUCUUACAACAAUUUAGAGUUUUCUCAUUUCGUGUAAAGUCAGUACCUGAUUCAAUUGGCGAAUUGAUUCAUUUAAGUUAUUUAAAUCUCUCUGGCACAUGUAUUGUUACGUUGCCAGAGUCAAUAUGUAAAUUAUACAAUCUCCAAACUUUGAAGUUGCGGGGUUGUGUUGAGUUAGAGAUGCUUCCCAGCCGCAUGCAAGAUCUAGUGAACCUUUGCCACCUUGAUAUUCGAGGUGCUUCUCGUCUGAAAGAGAUACCCAAGGGAAUGAACAAGUUAAAGCAUCUACACUUCUUAAGUGAUUAUAUCGUCGGCGAGCAAGAGAAUGGGAUGCGAGAAUUGGGAACAUUGGACAAUCUCCAUGGCUCAUUUUGCAUUUCCAAAUUGGAGAACGUCAAGAAUAGUGGUGAAGCUUUGGAGGCAAAGAUGGGUAACAAGAAGCACAUCAACACUCUAGAAUUGAAUUGGCUUCCAGAUGGUGACAUUGAUGAUGUUCAAACUGAAAGAGAUAUACUUGACAAGUUACAACCUCAUCAAAACUUGAAAGAGUUAUCAAUUCAUGGUUAUCGGGGUGAAAGAUUCCCAGAUUGGUUAGGCCUUUCUUGCUACUCCAAUAUGACCAAAUUGAGUCUGGAUAGUUGUAUAAAUUGUUGUGAGCUUCCUUCACUGGGACAGUUACCCUCUUUACAGCAUCUGGAGAUUUCUAAACUUGAUGGGUUGGAGAAAAUUGAUUUAGAGUUUUACAACAAAAACAAUGCAUCAUUUCAGCAGGAGACACCCUUCAAAUGUCUCGAAACUCUGGAAAUUGAGUAUAUGUAUAGUUGGCGGGAGUGGCAUUUUCCUGAUGAGUUUGAUGGUUUUCCUGAGCUUAGAAUCCUUGAAAUAAGAAACUGUCCUGUGUUAAGUGGAGAUCUGCCUUCUCACCUUCCGGCUCUGGAGGAACUUACCAUUGAUGGAUGUAAAGAGCUUGCAUGUUCGCUGCCUAGGGCUCCCAAGCUUCACAAAUUACAUGUAAAGUGCGACAUGUUUUAUGGGAAUUUGGAACUGCACAAAGUAACAAUUUCAGUAAGCCAGCUGGCGAAAUUUGUAUGGGAAUGGCUGCUGCACAUCCAACCACCAUAUGUCCAAUGUCUGUACAUCGAUGAUUGUCAGUCAGCGAUAUCAAUUUCAGCAAAUCAUUUGCCAGCUUCAUUACAACGUCUGGAAAUCAUUGAUUGUUCAAAAUUAACAUUCUCAGAGCAACUGCAACACAAGUCGCUGACGAAGAUACUUGUAGUGGACUGUGAUUCACUGACGUUGUUUCCAUUGGGGGACCUUCCAAAUCUCAAGAAACUCACAAUCACUGAAUGCAAAAACAUGGAAAAUGUUGAGGUGGCACAUGCUCUUCCAACUCUACGUUGUUUAAACAUCUCAGACUGCCCCAGUUUAGUAUCCUUGCCGCCGCUAGGGUCGGCUGCGCCCCGCCUACAGGAGCUGGAUAUACGCAAUUGCCCGGAAAUCGAUUGUUUUGCAGGGGAGUGCCUCCCGCUGAGUUUGAAAAAACUUGUAAUCGUCGAGUGCCAGAAACUAGCGAGUUGGAUAUCAUCAAAUGUUUUGCAUAGUGAAGGCCUUACCCAUCUUUGGCUUGGUUCAUAUUUUGAUGUAAAGUCGUUCCCGAGAGAGGGUUGUCUUCCUGCUUCUCUUGAGUCUUUAAGAUUGUGGGACUUUCCAAAUCUGGAGACGCUUGACUGCAAGGGGCUUCACCAUCUUACCUCCCUCACAUAUAUAGCAAUUAGAUACUGUGAAAAGCUUGAGAAUAUCACAGAAGAACAUUUGCUUGCCUCCAUAAAAAAAAUCUACAUAGGGGAAGAAUGUCCUUUGAGGAGCAAGCUGGAAGAGAUGGAACACCUACGGAUUCAAUUGGGUUGUGACGAAUCAGAAUUAUGUGAUGAGUAUGCUUCGAAUGAUGAGGAUGCUACUUCUGAUUCUGAUUGAUUAAUGAUUACAAAUCUUAAUUUAUCUUUCUAAUUAUUUUUCUGAUAUUUAAAGUUAGAAAGAUAAUUAAGAAAGUGAAUUAGAAUUCUAAUCAUUUAUAAAUCAUUUAAUGUGCAAUGGGAGCAGUCACGGCAUACAGCAUACUGUUGGAUCAGGUCUUCCAGAUUUGCACUCAUGGAAUUCUCUGUGUUACUCAUCUGACUUUUAUCAUUGGGUGAGGUGUGUGGUUAUGCAAAAACUGAAUGGAGGAUUGAAGAGUCAACAUUAAUACAAGGCUGAGGCAAGGUGAGAAUGGGGUUGCAAUGAAAAUUUGGCAAAUCCAACUGCUUUACUGCUGAGUGGUGUUCAAAGUUGCGCCAUUUGAAUCUCCAUGACAAAGCUGACCUAAUUCAAAAUGCCAUCCUCAACACAAUUGCAGAAGGGAAGUACCAAACUGCUGAUCUUGGAGGCAAAGCAAAGACAACCGAGUUCAUCAAUGCAAUCAUUGACCAUCUCUAAAUUCUGCUCAGAGUAGGCAAGGAAUUGCUGCUCAGAGUAGGAAUACCUCAGCAUAAUGGAAAAACUCAUCUAAGGUUGUGACCUUAUAACCACCAGGCAUGAGCAAGCCUUAAAAUAUUCACUGCGCAUGCAGUGUUAUGGCCUUGUAAAAUGCACUUUGUCUGAUAACCCUCCUUAGUCCAUUUUGGUAUUCCUUGUCAAUAAUAUAGUUAAAUAAAUGAAGUACCAUUAGUUUGUUUUUA